GGUUAUCAUGGCGAAGCAGAAGCUUAAGCCGGUGUUAAAUCUAUUGUUAAUAGUCAUGUCAGCAAGUGCUUUUGUUGACAGUGAUCCACAGGAAUCGAUUAAUCUGUGUACGAAUAUAGAAGUUGACUACGAAAAUUACACCGAUUCUAGAACCCAACUUUGUGGAUGCGAACAGAUGCAUUCCUGUGUAAGGAAAUGUUGCCAGUCAGGAUUCCACCACUUUCACAACGAAAGUCCUGAGCAUGGAUUCUCCGUUAGCAGAUGUCAUCGCGUUAGAACAAAUUCUACUAACUUCACUGUACCCAUUUACGAUGGUUUUAAGCAGGUGUAUCUUGAGCAUAAAUUUAUGGUGGGAAUGUUGGACUGUAAGAAUAAGGAAUACCAGUAUUUCAAGAUGAGUAAUGUAGAUUCAAGGCAAAAAUUUUAUAUACAGAAGAAUGGAAGUUUGUACUAUCCUUUUUACAACAGGAUGUACAGCAACGACAGGUACUGCAUUGAUGAAAAAGACGGGUUAACUGCUUAUUUGUGUUUCUUGCCGAGGGGUCCUGUCGCACACUCGGAAAGGAUGAUUUACGUUUUAGCUAAACUGGCUCCGUUGCCGUUCCUACUAAUAACCUUCAUUGUAUACGCCGUACUUCCCGAGCCAACUUUACAUGGAAGAGCCCUAAUGCGGCAUAUAUUGUCUUUAAGUAUUGCCAAUGUCUUUGUGGCCAUAUCGCAGUAUUACAAGCUAUACAACAACCCUUUGUGUCAAAUAUUAGGGUAUGAGAUAGUAUUUUUCAUGCUUGCGUCAUUCUUCUGGAUGAAUGUUAUGUGUACAGAUAUCUGGCUAGCUUUUAGCGUUUUACGAGGACAAAUAAAUCUGGAAAAGAGGCUCUUCUUUCUAUGCAACAUCUAUGCUUGGGGAAUACCCUUCACCAUUGUAUUGGUCGUCUUUCUGAUAAACACUUAUGGAGACAAAAAUUCUGUUUUGUAUCCUGCAGUGGGCAUUGAUUUCUGUUUUAUAAAUGGUCACUUUCCAAUAUUGUUCUACUACUUUGGACCAGUAUUGCUUCUGGUGAUAAUAAAUACAGUUCUAUUCAUACUGACUGCAAUUAAUAUUCAAAAUGUUAAAAGAGAGACUUCAUUGUUACAACAGGCUGACAGCAGGCGACAUGCAUCUAGUCAGGACAACAGAAAGAAAUUUACUUUGUACUGGAAGCUGCUUUUUGCCAUGGGUAUUAACCCAGUAAUUAACAUACACGUGAUUCAAACGAUAUCCUGGUCAGCCGGAUUGAAAUUAGAAUAUGACACAGCUAGGUACAUUUUCUAUAUCAAGGAUUUAGCACACACAUUGUACGGAAUAUUUAUUUUCAUGACGUACACCUGCAAGAGGAGUAUCAGGAAAGAUCUAAAGAAAAGAUAUUUUUUAUUAAUCGGGAGGCCUAUUCUGUCCAAUUCUAUACCACAAACGGCUCUAUCAAGUUUAUCCAUCAGUGAGGGAACUAAUGGAAAUAAUUCAAACACAAAAGACAAAAAAGACGAAGUAGUCUAAAAAAUUCUAUUUGAUAUGUAACUUUGUUAAUAUAACAUAAAUUACUUUACUUUAGUAUUUAAAGGUAUUCUACUUUAAGUUUAAAUAGUAGUCAAAAUAAUGCCAAAUGAUCGUUGUCUGUGAUGUACAUAAUAAAUUAAAUAAUAGUUUUAGAGGUUAGGAAACAUAUUUAAUAAAAACAGGAAAAAAUAUAAAUUAAUUAAUUAUAAUCUCACUGCAAAAAUUUCUCCGAAACGUAAUGUAUUUUCUCUGUUAACAAAAGAGGCAAAAAAUACAUAAAUUUGAAAA
This is a messenger RNA of Anoplophora glabripennis (Asian longhorned beetle), 1822 nucleotides long. RefSeq names its product G-protein coupled receptor Mth2-like. The record is from RefSeq and is a predicted model, not a curated record. Gene Ontology annotation, biological process: G protein-coupled receptor signaling pathway; cell surface receptor signaling pathway. The transcript is spliced from 7 exons. Gene Ontology annotation, cellular component: membrane. Gene Ontology annotation, molecular function: G protein-coupled receptor activity. Bases 8 to 1534 code for a protein of 508 amino acids. Lineage: Eukaryota; Metazoa; Arthropoda; Insecta; Coleoptera; Cerambycidae.